AUGGCCGAACUCAUCGAAAAAGCAAAACGCGCCGCUGGGAAGGCAGCGGUCGAUAACCACUAUCCCAAAGAUGCCAAAUUCGUCGGCAUUGGCAGUGGCUCUACCAUCGCCUACGUUGUUCAGGCCAUUAAGGAGCUGGAAAUUGAUACCUCUGCCACCCUCUAUGUACCGACUGGUUUUCAAUCCAAACAGCUGGUCAUCAAUGCCGGCCUGACGGCUGUGGAAUUUGACGCUAUCCCUGAAGGAACAGUACUCGAUAUCGCAUUCGAUGGUGCAGACGAGGUCGAUGAUGAGCUUAACCUGAUAAAGGGCGGCGGUGCUUGUCUUUUCCAGGAGAAGAUCGUUGCUCUCCAAGCCAAGGAGUUCAUCUGUGUUGCAGAUUCGCGGAAGCUGCAGUCUCGUCUUCUGUCCAGCUGGAAAUACAUUCCCAUCGAAGUUGCGCCGAUAGCUGCUGCGCGAGUGAUUACUGCUCUCAAACAACUGGGCAGCAUUGAGCCUACACUUCGCCCACAGGCUGGCUCUAAAGAGGGUCCUCUGAAAACGGACCAGAGCUUCUAUAUUGUUGAUGCGCCUUUCCCAACACUUCUAACGAAGGCGGACGUGGCAGCUGGCCAGGAUGGUAGCGGAAAAGGUGGCGUUUGGGAGGUUGACACUUUAGCAGCCGCCAUCAAGCAAAUUCCCGGUGUUUUGGAUGUUGGUAUCUUCUCUGGUCUGACUGGUCCUCAAGCCCAGGCAUCAGGGGGCAUCGGGGGCCAAAGGCCGAUUGCUGCUUACUUUGGAAUGCCCGACGGCAGUGUGUCGGUCCGGAAGGCGCUUCUUUGA
This is a messenger RNA of Aspergillus versicolor CBS 583.65, 822 nucleotides long. RefSeq names its product ribose-5-phosphate isomerase RKI1. Gene Ontology annotation, molecular function: ribose-5-phosphate isomerase activity. Bases 1 to 822 code for a protein of 273 amino acids. NCBI's taxonomy places the organism in Eukaryota, Fungi, Ascomycota, Eurotiomycetes, Eurotiales, Aspergillaceae. Gene Ontology annotation, biological process: pentose-phosphate shunt, non-oxidative branch; D-ribose metabolic process. The record is from RefSeq and is a predicted model, not a curated record. Gene Ontology annotation, cellular component: intracellular membrane-bounded organelle. The transcript is spliced from 2 exons.